UCCUGGGGCUUUAAGGGGAGGGCCCCGAGCUCACGUGCCUGGCCGCGUCAUUCUCGUGCGCCCAGAGCCUAGUUCUCCACGUGGGUUCCGCAGAGAAACUCGCGCUGGAGAUCAUGGCGGGAACCGAGGCUGGGGACGCGGCGGGAGCCGAGGCCCCACAGCCUCAGAAGCGCUACUACCGGCAGCGGGCUCACUCCAACCCCAUGGCGGAUCAUACGCUGCGCUACCCUGUGAAACCAGAGGACAUGGACUGGUCUGAGCUAUACCCAGAGUUCUUCGCUCCAUCGCCUCAAAAUCAGAGCCACGACGACCCAAAGGAUGAGAAAGAAAAGAGAGCUCAGGCCCAAGUGGAGUUUGCAGACAUAGGCUGUGGCUAUGGAGGCCUGUUAGUGGAACUGUCACCGCUGUUCCCAGACACGCUGAUUCUGGGUCUGGAGAUCCGGGUGAAAGUCUCAGACUAUGUACAAGACCGGAUCCGGGCCCUGCGAGCCGCUCCUGGAGGUGGUUUCCAGAACAUCGCCUGUCUCCGCAGCAAUGCCAUGAAGCACCUUCCUAACUUCUUCCGCAAGGGCCAGCUGGCAAAGAUGUUCUUCCUCUUCCCUGACCCACAUUUCAAGCGGACGAAGCACAAGUGGCGAAUCAUCAGCCCCACACUGCUGGCAGAAUAUGCCUACGUGCUGAGAGUUGGGGGACUCGUGUACACCAUAACCGACGUGCCGGAGCUGCAUGAGUGGAUGUGCACCCACUUUGAAGGCCACCCCUUGUUCCAGCGUGUGCCUCUGGAGGAGCUGAGUGAAGACCCCAUUGUGGGACAUCUGGGCACCUCAACCGAGGAGGGAAAGAAAGUUCUACGCAAUGGAGGAAAGAACUUCCCAGCCAUCUUCCGAAGAAUACAGGAUCCCUCCCUCCAGGCAGUGACUCCCACUCCUACCCCUCCUGGUCACUGACUUUGCCUUCGUCUUAGCGGAGCCCCAUGUUUGGGGGGCUGGAAAGGAGAUCAGGCCCUUGGACCUUCCCAGCUGAGCCUGCUACGCAGAGAGCAGGCAGCAGUCUCUCAAGUUGAAGAGCUGCCCAGGGCAGGACCCUGGGGUUCGGGACUGCCCCAGACCCCUCUCACCAUCGUGCGCUUCCAGGGGCAGCAGAAAGCCAAAGCAGCUGACUGGGAAGGUCAGAAGACCUUGGGCCAGAAGGGAUCCUUGGAAAGGAGUGGGGCUUGCUCUUCCUUAGCACUCCCUUCUCCUAGGCGCUCUCCUUCUCAGCUGGAGCGAGGAAUGCAGUUCUCCACGGUCCAUCUAAACUGCCUGCUAGACUCAAAUCACCUGCCCGCUCACGUUUGCUUUCCAGUUCUGAGGCUAACAUGUACAUGUGUGUGCAUACACAUGCUGCUGUUUUUGAAGAAAGGCUAGAGUGUGGAUCACUCCCAUCCUCUCCCGGCCUAAGACCUGACCCGGGGAAUUCCUGCUCCCUUUGUUCUUGCUGUCUCUGGAGAUCCUGGGAGGGUGCGGUGGUGGAGACCCCCUCCCUCCUCAUGUUGACCUUUGCUUUAAUUUCAGAGCUGGCUGACUAGCACUGAACCUGCUUAUGGAGGGCGGGAGUAAGGAGCAGAGAGCUGAACUGGGGAGGAUUCUGAGGCUAAAAGUGGAAAGGGGCUGCUGACUAGAAACACCCCCCCCCCCCCACACACACACACACACACAGGAGACUGAGUCAGCUGGAGAGUCAGAAUUCUCGCUUAACCCUUGCUCUGUCCAGGAGCCCAGAAAAAUCUCUCAACUUUUCUAGUUUGCAAUAGGGUUCUUCAUUUCUGCUCCUCAAGUCCCACAUUCCCAUGGCUGGUAGGACAGGGCUUGUUGACCCAAAAGACCAACCCCCCUCUCCCCAAGGAAUAAAAAUGAAGGCUCCUGAAACCAUUUUAA
Molecule: messenger RNA, 1916 nt
Organism: Dama dama (fallow deer)
Lineage: Eukaryota; Metazoa; Chordata; Mammalia; Artiodactyla; Cervidae
Gene: METTL1
Product: methyltransferase 1, tRNA methylguanosine
Exons: 6
Coding region: 114-947 (277 amino acids)
Biological process (GO): tRNA methylation; RNA (guanine-N7)-methylation
Cellular component (GO): tRNA methyltransferase complex
Molecular function (GO): tRNA (guanine(46)-N7)-methyltransferase activity
Source: RefSeq, a predicted model, not a curated record